Molecule: messenger RNA, 207 nt
Organism: Echinops telfairi (small Madagascar hedgehog)
Lineage: Eukaryota; Metazoa; Chordata; Mammalia; Afrosoricida; Tenrecidae
Product: 40S ribosomal protein S28-like
Exons: 1
Coding region: 1-207 (68 amino acids)
Biological process (GO): ribosomal small subunit assembly; maturation of SSU-rRNA; translation
Cellular component (GO): cytosolic small ribosomal subunit; ribosome
Molecular function (GO): structural constituent of ribosome
Source: RefSeq, a predicted model, not a curated record
AUGGACACCAGCCGUGCGCAGCCCAUCAAGCUGGCCAGAGUCACCAAAGUGCCGGGCCGGACCGGCUCCCAGGGACAGUGCAUGCAGGUGCGCGUGGAGUUCAUGGACCACACGAGCCGCUCCAUCAUGAAACGUGAAAGGCCCCGUGCGCCGGGCGACGUGCUCACUCUGUUUGAGUUGGAGCGAGAAGCUCGGAGGCUGCGCUGA